Molecule: messenger RNA, 2610 nt
Organism: Sinocyclocheilus anshuiensis
Lineage: Eukaryota; Metazoa; Chordata; Actinopteri; Cypriniformes; Cyprinidae
Product: transmembrane protein 132C-like
Exons: 10
Coding region: 7-2610 (867 amino acids)
Source: RefSeq, a predicted model, not a curated record
ACACAGAUGAUGUCUGAACCCAUUCCUCCCCUGACUCCAUCUCUCACUGCAUCACUCCUUUCUAAAACCAUCGUGAGAGAGAUGGAGGGUGACAGAGGAGAGCAGUUUAAGGUGCGAGUGCUGUUUCAUAUGAGGGGUGAUGUUAACAGAGGAACCUGUGUUACUCUCCAUGCUUUCAAACAGACAGAAGAACAGAAAGCUUCCUGCUUCACUCAGCCACCUUUUGGGUUGUGUGUGGUCACUCUGACACUUUCAAACGACUGGUUUGAGCCUAUUCAGAACAUCAAGGCAAACCUGGACCAGAUUUUCAAGCAACGUCACCUGAGCAGAAACCGCUCUCGUUCUCGUAACCGUGAGAGAAGGCACCCGUAUAUGCCACGAGGACCCAGGGGCCAGUCUGAUCAAAUUCAGCUCUACUACUCUUCCUUUGGCAUUGUGUCCAAUCCUAAAGCCGGACCCCCUCGAUGUGUGGAGGAAGUAUUGCAGCAGUCUGAGAGGAAGUUGCACUACAUUGGUCCUGUGGGACUCGAAGAUCAACAGAUCAACAAGACCGAGCAGAGCUCUAAAUGUUUAGACAAACAAGUGGAAGAAAAACUUUGGUUGGAUUCCAAUGUGCUAAUUGUCUACAGCAAAGGGCCUGUACGAGCUGGACAACCAGUCAGAGUGUCAGUAAACCUGAGGGCAAAUUUUAGUGUGGAGUCUCUGACCAUUAGACUGAAAGUGAAAAAAGGGUUGUUGUCUCUGGAGGUCCAUUCAGUCACAAACUCUGACCUGUGGAUGGUUAAUGUAGAAAAGACAACGGGAUCAAAACAUGACGUUAUUUCCAUCAUUAGCCACAGCACUGGUACCCAUCCAGACAACACUGGCACUUCUGCUCUAAGCCAGGUAUCCUGUCUCUCAUUUGAGGCUUUACACAGAAACUUUGGCGUAGCGAUGACUGUCACUGCUAGCUGGUGGGUGGAGUACUCAACUCGCAAGUUUGCAGUAUCACCACAUGGGCCAGCGACAAGCUUUUUCUCCUUUACUGACAGAGAAGUGGUGGGCAUUGCCCCCAUCACAGAGAGCAACACAAUAAUCAACACAGCCAUCUUGACGAGCCAGCCUGUGUCACUUCCUGUCAUUGUCCUAGCAGUGGGCCUUGAUGGCAAAGUAUCAGAUGUUACCAAAGCGGUGAAGUGUCAUUCAGCCAAUGAAGAUAUUGUCAAGGUGUCUCAUGAUUGCUCUGUGCUUUUUGUGGAUGGGAGUGAAUCAGGAAGGGGCAGGAUCUGUGUGGAGCUGGAGUUUUUUUUGGGAAUGCACAGUGGCUCUUUGUGCUUGGCUGUGUGGGCUCCAAUAGUUCCACUGCGUGUGUCUCUCUCUGACUCUGUCCUGAGUCCCAUCAAAGGCUGGAGCUACUACAGUGAGAGCGGGUGUGAACCAGUUUAUCAGAGGUCCACUAUACAGAUUUUGGCACAAUUCAGUGCCCAAUCAGCAGCUCAAGGUCAACCAACCUACAUGCUCGGAUCACCUGAUUGGUUUGUGGAUGUGACUGAACUUGUCCGAGAUUGGCUGAGGAUAGAAAACCCGUAUAUUGCUGCUCUUGAUAAACAAAAACAUCUAAUUGGCUUGAAGCCUGGAAUUACAUCAUUAUAUGUGAUAUCAAGUCAGUGGGAUGGAGUGCUUGGAAGUGCUAAUGUCAUUGUAACCUCUGAACCUGUCACUCCUGGUGACCUCUCAGUUCAGUUGGUGGGAGGGCUUGGCCUGUCCAUUAAUUCCAGCCCAUCUCAUCCAUCUAUUGUCACAGCAACAGUGAAUGCUCACAACACACUGUACAACCACGGGCAAGAAGCAUCCAUCAGUGUUUGGAUCCAGUUUGAUGAUGACACCACCAUACCUGUCUAUGCCUUUAGUGGGAUUCCCUAUAUUCUCCGGAUCUCCUCUUUGGCUGAGUCUGUGGUUGCUGUGACACCUGCUCCAUCCCAGCGCAUUUUAGCACAAGGUGAUGGCGGAGGGCCUCUUGUGAAUGCCGAACUUCUGGUUUCCACUUGUGAACCAACAUUUAACCACGUUGAACCGGAAGUAAUCCAAACAGGAAGUGAAGCAAAAAGAUUGUCUAAAGGCUCUGGCUGGAUAAGGGUAAACUUGAACAUGGACUUUUGGCCAAUGCGAAGUGAGGAAACCAACUUUGAGAUGCAUGAUGUGGCUAAUAUGUUUGUUGACUCCAACAAGGAUCUGUAUGAUAACUUAGAAGAUCAGCAAAAUACGAUAAAUUCCACAAGUGUCUAUGAUGUUGAUAAUGACUUGUUCAGAAGAAAUGACUUGGAGCAGGCGGUUUUGAUUCCCACCCAUAAAGAGAGUGCCGUGUAUUUAUCUCCUGGGGUGGAAAAAGAGAGGAAAGAGGUUAAAACUGCUGAUAGACAAGUAGAGAUUGGCAUUGGAGCUGUCCUUUCUCUUCUCUGUCUCUCUUCUCUCCUUUUCCUGGUCAACUGCCUGCCAUGUGCACUGAGAGAACAGAGGCACAGAGAAAGUCGAGAGGGAAAUGUAAAAGACACUGUGGAGGAAGACGAGGAAACUGGAGAAGAGCAAGAACAGAAGGUAGAGGGAAAACAGUGUGAAGUGGUAACGGGAUAG